Molecule: messenger RNA, 2157 nt
Organism: Lachancea fermentati
Lineage: Eukaryota; Fungi; Ascomycota; Saccharomycetes; Saccharomycetales; Saccharomycetaceae
Source: the annotation of a GenBank genome assembly
AUGGCUAAAAGACUUGCUGACUCUCAAAUUACCAGAGAGACUUUUCGUGAGGAUUCUGAUGGGGAAGACGUGGACGCCACGGGUAGCGGACCCAAGAGAGCAUCCGACGAUGUGAUGCGCAAGCGUAAGAUCGCACAACCCAGGAAAAGAAAGGCUUUGGGCGACAGUGGUAAUGGCGAAUCAGCCUUAGCUCAAGGGUUUAGUUUUUCGGCCCUUAACAAUGGCAAACCUGCUGCAGCGCAACCUGCGUUUUCGUUUUCUGCGCAGCAACAGCCUGCUGCAACGCCGGUUGCGCAACCUGCAUCGCAACCUGUUAGCAAUGACUCGGCCGCCAAGUGUAAGGCGCUUAAUCUUCAGUUCCGCGAGAAGGUUAUCAAGUGUGUUUCCAGUGACCCCUUCGUUGAUUUAUCAAGUGUCGUCGACAAAUAUAAGAGCUUCAGAGCUAGCAUACAACCCGGUGACCAGAACGGCACAAUGGAGAAGAAACCCGUUGCUGAUGCUCCUAUUCAGCCGGGCGAAGCAAAAAAAGACGCAGCCUCCGACUCUGAGUCGGACUCCGAUAGCAGCGUGAAGGUUCAAGGCCCCACAUUCACUCUUAGAAGCAAACCCACCACCAAAAACCCAGUGUUCUCUUUUGGACCUAAGAAAAAGCGCCAAGCAGACUCCAGCGACAGUGAAAGCGAUGUCGAGAUCAAGGGACCACAGUUUACAAUUUCUGGCAAUGUCUCGGUUUCUAGUGGUCCAUUCUCUUUAAGCAAAGUAAACGACAAAACCGCACCUGUUGAAACAGCCUCAACAUCCGCUCCAGCUGACACUACAGAAAAGCCUAAAUUGAACUUUGGAAGCACGGCUACUGACGGGAAAAACUCUACUUUCACAUUUGGUGCCCCCAAACCUGAGAACUCUGGUCCUGCUAAUUCUUCUGAUGCUAAGAUACCCACCACACCUGCAUUCACCUUUGGUGCAGCUAAAUCAAGUAACCCCACCGAAGGUUCGGCCUCGGCAACGACCAAGCCUACUGGUACUGGAUUCACUUUUGGCGCACCAAAGGCCGAUAGCGGCAAGCAGAACGCACCUUCUUUUAGUUUUGGCUCAAAAACUGCUGAAAAUAGUGCUGAAGAGAAUAAAGCGCCAUCUUUUUCUUUCGGUAAAUCCCAGAAUUCAACUGCCAUGUUUGGGUCUUCUAGCACAGAAGGACAACAAGAGAGUUCUUCGAAGCCGGCAUUUUCUUUCGGUGCCAGUGCUCCUCAAAACACUGGAUUAGAAAAGAAGGACGCAUCCGCGAAGCCAGUUUUCUCCUUUGGUACUACCACUCCCCAAAGUGUCGAAGGUGAGAAGAAAGCUCCAAGUUUUGCAUUUGGCUCAACUACUCAAAAUUCAUCUUCAACAGGUAAUGAUAAACCAAACCCAAAGGCCCCCGUCGAAGAAGCUACAUCUGCAGAAUCUAAGCCUGUUUUUUCUUUCUCUGCGAACACUGCAAAACCCUCCUCCGCACCUUUCACUUUUGGUGCGCCUGCUGAAAAAAAAGAUUCUGCAAAGCCAACUUUCACCUUUGGCACUUCAAAUGCCCCCUCAGCUCCUAGUUUCAGCUUUGGAAAACCUGCAGAGACUAACGACAGUAAAUCUGGAGGAUUCAAAUUCAGUUUGCCUUUUGCCUCCGCAGCAUCAACCUCUGAGGAGAGUAAAACUAAUGGAAAUGUAGCCACCGGGGAAUCAAAAGAGGAAAGCUCCAAGCAGGAAGAUAAAGAAGAGACCAAAGAUGAAACUAAAGAUGAUUCACAACCUAUGGGCAUGACUAAUGGUGAAGAGAAUGAAACGGUUUUAUUUUCCAAGCGUGCCAAAUUAAUGAUUAUCAAUCCAGACACAAAGGCUUAUGAUUCACGUGGUGUUGGGGAAUUAAAGCUAUUACAAAACAAAGAUGAUCUCACUAAGAUCAGGAUACUUUGCCGUUCGGACGGUAUGGGCCAUAUACUACUAAACACCAGCGUGGUUAAAAGUUUUCAAUAUGUACCAGCUGAUCCAGAAAAAGAAAACUUUGUCAAAUGCCCCGUCAUAAACUCAGAAGGGAAACUGGAAACCUAUAUUAUUAGAGUAAAACAAAAGGCUGAUGGCCGUCAACUCUGCAAGGCAAUUGCAGAUGCCCAAAAUACUAUAUAG